Messenger RNA from Auxenochlorella protothecoides, 1641 nucleotides. RefSeq names its product Alcohol dehydrogenase [NADP(+)]. The record is from RefSeq and is a predicted model, not a curated record. Lineage: Eukaryota; Viridiplantae; Chlorophyta; Trebouxiophyceae; Chlorellales; Chlorellaceae. The transcript is spliced from 17 exons. Gene Ontology annotation, molecular function: oxidoreductase activity. Bases 1 to 1641 code for a protein of 546 amino acids.
AUGGCCGCACGCCAGCAUGGGCAUACGCCCGUGUGCCUGCCCAAGCAGGUUUGCAUGAGAGUUGGCUACCGCCACAUCGAUGCAGCAUCCAUCUACAAGAACCAGGACCUGGUGGGCCGUGGGCUGGCAGCAUUCAUCAGCAAGGGGCGUCGCGCCGAGCUCUUCAUCACCACCAAGAUAUGGAAUGAUGAGCAUUCACCUGCAGAAGCAAGGGGUGCGCUGGAACGGCUGGUGGAUGAAGGCCUGGUCAAGAGCCUGGGGGUGUCCAACUUCAGCCUGGGCCAGAUCGCGGACCUGCUGAGCUGGGCUCGCAUCAAGCCCGUAGUUAACCAGGUGGAGCUCCACCCCUUCCUGCCGCAGCGUAAACUCGUGGAAGGCAGCCUGGCCAAGGGAGUGCACACGGUUGCCUACUCCCCACUUGGGCACAGCAAAACGGACCUCCUGGCCAACCCUGUGGUGAUCGAGGUGGCAAAGGAUGUUGGAGUCCUACUGCGCUGGAAUGUGGAUCGUGGCGUGGCCGUGAUCCCCAAGGCCGGCAGCCUCAAUCAUGUCAAGGAGAACCUGGACCUCUUCUCCUUCUCUCUUUCUCCAGCCCAGCAGGAGAAGCUGGACGCCCUGGAGAAUGGCAAACGCUUCGUCAGCACUUCCUGGCACUCAUUUGAUGACCGACCGGUGGAGUGGGCGGGGCAGGCCUUCUCGUACCUGCUGCACCACCCAAAGAACCUGGAGUCGCAGAGCUAUGCCCAGGCUGCUCACAGAUCAGUGCAGGCCUCGGCUGCGCCCGGGGGCAGGAGCACUGUGACGCUUCCCGGAGGCUCCGUCAUGCCCCUGCUCGGCAUCGGGACAUACAAGCUGGACAGUGUGGAGGCGCUGCACACCGCGCUUGAUGCUGGCUAUCGCCACGUCGACUGCGCAUCUGUGUAUAAGAACCAGGAGCUGGUGGGGAAGGGCCUCGCAGAUUUCAUCAACGAGGGACGCCGCGCCGAGCUGUUCAUCACCACCAAGAUCUGGAACGACGAGCAUGCCCCAGAGGAUGCGAGGAGGUCUGUGCUGCAGUCGAUCGCCGAGCUGGGGUGCCAGUAUGCGGACCUGGUCCUGAUACACUGGCCGCAUGCCUGGAAAGCAGGAACAGAGGAGGAGGAUCCGUCCGUGACCCUGCAGGACACCUGGGGUGCGCUGGAGCGGUUGGUAGAUGAGGGCCACGUCAGGAACCUGGGGGUGUCCAACUUCAGCCUGGGUCAGAUUGAGGACCUGCUGAGCUGGGCUUGCAUCAAGCCCGUGGUCAACCAGGUGGAGCUGCACCCCUUCCUGCCGCAGCGCAAGCUCGUUGGCGGGAUGCUUCGCAAGGGCUUGCGGGCCAUUGCCUACUCCCCGCUGGGCCACAGCAAGACCGACCUGCUGGGUCACCCCGUGGUGGAGGAGCUGGCCAAGGAGCUGGACGUCGUGCCCGCCCAGGUGCUGCUGCGCUGGAAUGUGCAGCGUGGUGUGGGCGUCAUCCCCAAGGCCGGCAGCGCCGGGCACGUGCGUGAGAACGCCGACAUCUUCUCCUUCUCGCUCACCUACGCCCAGAAGGCCAAGCUCGACGCGCUGGAGAACGGCAAGCGCUUUGUCAACAGCAGCUGGCACACCUGGGAGGAUUAG